AUGGCGCCCAUCCCAACCACCAUGUCGGGGGUUCUCAUCGAGAAGAACGGCGGCCCAGAGGUGCUGCAGUGGAGGACGGACCUGCCCGUCCCCAAGCUGCAGGACGGCGAGAUCCUGAUCAGGAACGAGUUUGUGGGCGUCAAUUACAUCGACACCUACUUCCGCACGGGGCUGUACAAAGCAGCGCUGCCGCUGGUGCUAGGGCGGGAGGGAGCGGGGACGGUAGUGGCAUCUGCGACGGACGAAUUCAAGCCCGGGGACCGGGUAGCUUACACGGGAGAGCGCGCGUACGCGGAGCUGACGUCACUGGCGGCGGACAAGGCGGCAGCCAUCCCAGCGGGGAUCACGACGGAGACGGCGGCCGCGUCAAUGCUGCAGGGGCUGACGGCGUUGACGUUCGUCCGCGAGGCCGCCGGCAUCAAGCGCGGGGACGAGGACAAGGGCCCGGGCUCCGGGCCAUGGGUGCUGGUGCACGCGGCCGCCGGCGGCACGGGCGGGCUGCUGGUCCAGCUGCUGACGGUCCUGGGCGCCAAGGUCAUCGGCACCGCGGGCGGGCCCGAAAAGUGCGAGACGGCCGCCAAGAACGGCGCGCAGUAUGUCAUUGACAGCCGCAACGAGGACGCCGUGGCGCGUGUCGCCGAGAUUACUUCCGGCAAGGGCGUUGACGUCAUCUUUGACGGCGUGGGCAAGGCCACCAUCGACAGCGACUUUGACAUGAUUGCCCGGAAGGGAACGCUGGUGAUUUUUGGAAACGCGUCUGGCUCUCCGCCUCCUAUCGAGCUCGCGAGGCUUUCCGCCAAAAACAUCAAGCUCAUGCGCCCUGUGCUGUUCUCCUACCUAGCGACCAAGGAGGAACGGCAAGAGUACACCAAGGAGCUUUUUGAACUCAUUCUCGCGGGCAAGGUAGAUAUCAAGGUUCACGACGUCUACCCACUAAAGGAGAUAGCCCGCGCGCACUCAGACCUAGAGGGGAGAAAGACCACAGGAAAGGUUUUGCUUAGGGUCUAA
Messenger RNA from Lasiosphaeria miniovina, 1008 nucleotides. RefSeq lists its product as uncharacterized. Gene Ontology annotation, cellular component: cytosol. Gene Ontology annotation, molecular function: NADPH binding; mRNA 3'-UTR AU-rich region binding; quinone reductase (NADPH) activity. The record is from RefSeq and is a predicted model, not a curated record. NCBI's taxonomy places the organism in Eukaryota, Fungi, Ascomycota, Sordariomycetes, Sordariales, Lasiosphaeriaceae. Bases 1 to 1008 code for a protein of 335 amino acids. The transcript has 3 exons.